Anopheles coluzzii is the source of this 3589-nucleotide messenger RNA. RefSeq lists its product as uncharacterized. NCBI's taxonomy places the organism in Eukaryota, Metazoa, Arthropoda, Insecta, Diptera, Culicidae. The coding region runs from base 1122 to 2672 and encodes 516 amino acids. The record is from RefSeq and is a predicted model, not a curated record. The transcript has 11 exons.
GCUCGUACAAGAAAUAUGGUGAGUUCUUGAAAGACUUUUUUUUACACGAACAGAAUGACGAAAACACUCAAUCGAAAAAAUCAUCAGCGAUUACACUAUGAACAUUUUGCUUCUCGACAUACCCGCUGAGGUCUCAUUCCAAUGCCCCUUUCUUCCGCUAACUGGUCAAGGCAGUGAAGAGAAUUGAAAGAGAACUCUCCCGAUCGUUUGUCAGAGCGUUUGGAGAAACCGUAGAACCCACCAUUCAGCGAGAGUAGCACUGAGAAUACCAUCCGUAUGGAAGUUGGGAGCCAGCAAUGGUAAAACUGCUAAACUUUCAGUACGAACAAAGCUGUUCAAUGUUUAAGACCGAGACACUCGUGCAAGUCGGGAGUUGCAGAAGGGGUUUGAUGAAUUGCAAGUGCAAAAAGCAACAGGAUAACUGAAGGCGGUAGUCAAACUGACCACACUGCCCAUAUUUUAGUUACCUACCCGAUUGAAGAAACCUUAGUUGCAAACAAUACACGAAAAAGUGAGAAGGCACUACUAAAGAAUUCAGUGGUGUUUUAUUGUCUUCCGCUGUGUUUAUUGAACUCCAAUCAACCUCGGUGUGUGAAAAGUAUCAGUAUAGCCCGAAAAAAAGGACGCGGGGGUGUUCGAGUACGUGUCUAUGCGUAUGUGCAUUUGCCUGCACAUUUACCUUUCCCAACAAAUUUGUUAUUAACAAGUUGCAACUCGGGUUUUUGCAGUGAUUUACAGAACCUCACGAUUCCAACUUUUGUUGUGUUCGAAACAAUUUGCUUACUGUGCAUUUUUGUUCAUAUCUUCAUGUUUAAAUCGUGCAAACCGUGUGCGGCAACUAUACCAUCUUCAACUAGCUCUCCUAUCAAACGUGCAACUAUCAUCUCGUUAUCCAUUAGUUUUGAAACAAACAACCGGUACACAUUUUAUUUAUUUGGUCUCACUUUUGUUUUGGUGUCAAAACGGUAAUUUGAAGUUCAUUCAUAGUGUGUGAUUUCAACUUAUCACCGCUUUAUGCCGUCAAUCUAGUGUUUCAAAUUAACACCGUUUUCUAACUACAAGUAACAUCAGCAGUAUUGACCCAUUUUCGUACACAACAACAACAACUAAGGAUACUAAUAAUGGAUACGGUUUGGGCUACAUUUGUGUUAUUAAAUAUCGUCAUCAUUUAUGGACAAACAUAUGGACAAUCAACAGUCAAUGUUCAGCUCGUAUUAAGAAAAUACGUGGAAAGGGGUAGUGCGGUGGCACUGUAUUGUGAAAACGACGUAUUACCCGAUAUUUUGUACAAAGUAACCUUUCUCAAAGAAGACAACAAAAUAUUUGAAUAUAUUAAAGGACGUAGCCCACCAUAUCGAAAUUUUAGCAUACCAGGAGCUGAAAUUGAUUGGAAAAAGGUUACUCCAUCAACACUGACUCUGAAGAAUCUAGACUACGACGCAUCAGGCUCGUACUAUUGCGAAGUAUCAACUGAUACGCCGAUCUUCACCAAGGCAUCAAACGAUGAAGUAUUGCACGUCAUGCUGCCACAGAAGGGUCCACCAACGAUUGAAUUUGCAAAAAAACAGCUGUAUUAUGGUGAUAUGCUUAUUGCAAAUUGUACAACAUCACGAGCUCGUCCAUCUCCUCACAUUACGUGGUUGAUCAAUGGCAAACCGGUUGAUGAUGCUCAUGUCAGACAGUUACAUCACAAUUCCAAAAAUAGUCACCGGUCGAAAGUUCAACAAGGCCUCGGACAACAAAUUCCUGUUUACCACGGGAAGGUUAUCGGUUCUGGAAUCAGUUCUUCUGGGAGUAGUAGUUUAAAGGAACUCAAGCAACGCACCAAAGCGGUUGAGACAGAUUUCCAAGAUAAACUAUCGAAAUCUACUAUCCCGAUGGGGAUGGGUGCAGGCGUAAACAGUGGUAUCGAAGGAUAUUCUAGAAGCUUCGAGAUACAGCCUAAUAUAGCGUUCAACAAUUUCGAUGGUGGCUACAACUAUGGCGUUAAGAUGCAUCAUCCUGGCCGGGAAAGAAAUGGAGGAAAUACAAUUGGAUUAUUAACUGGAGCUUUUGGAGGUUCUGCGUACGGGACUUUUGGUGGUAUGGCCGGGCUUGGAUCGCUAGGCACUGGGCCUGGACUUGGCGCAGCUGACAUAAUCGUAGAGGAGGGUAAUAAAAAGAUUUGGCAGCGAAAUGACUACAACUACAAUAACAACAACCACUACGACAAUAAGCAGCUACAAGAGCAACAACAACACUAUGACAAUGGAUAUAGGAAACAUCGUCCAAUGUAUGAUCACAAAUACCGACGGCAUGUCAAUGAGGGCGAAACACGUAAAAGUCACAGAGUUUUUGCCUCAUACAGUCAACUAUCUAUCCGCAUAACAGAGGCUUUAACUAACAAUGUGGGUCGGAUAGAAAUCACCUGUUUAGCAACAAUUCCAGCACACGUGGAGCCGGGGGAGCAGUAUGCUGACUAUAAGACCUCGUUAAUUAAACUUGACAUCGAACAAAACGAUCAAACAUCACCACAACCAUCAAUGAGUGGUAUGGCUGCUUUCGGUAAUUCUGGAGCGACGAAAAACAGUUUAUUUUCGGUUCCAUUCCGCAUUCAUUUAGUAGUUGCUGUAGGCAGCGUUCUGUUAGUCCUAUGCAUUGCUAAUUGUUGCAUAACUGCUCUGUUUGUGUAAACCUCUCUAUUUAAUUAAUAUAACCAUGAAUGAGUGAUCGAACCCGUGAAAGUUGAUAUGAUUAUAUUCUGUGUUUAUUUUUCACGAUACGAUUCAAGUGUUUCAUUUUUGCUCGUUUGAAGCGAAGUGAAAAAAACAAUAUCGUGUGUUAAACAAGCACGACACAUGUGUUAAGUAAAGUAAAAAAAAAUAUGCGACUGAAAACUAACAAAAACUGGCCGCUAGAAGCAUAUUCAUACGGUUUAUUUUCUUCGGUUUAACAUGUGCAAUGCUCUUUUCAACACUUUUCCGAAAAGAAACAAAUUGCAGUAACAUUGCUAUUUCCUUGUAAAAUACGCAACGUUCGGAUCGAACAAAUGAGGCUGUGAGAAGCUCCCAAAACCAAAUAAAAAAGUGAAGCAGUGCAAGUUGAUAACAGUGUAGACUAUUGAAAGGAAUGCGAUAAUAUGGAAAUGUUCUAUCAACCAUCAGCCAAUAAACGUUUGAAAAAGAAUCACAAUGAACAACGAACAGAAUUGCGCACGCAGGAGUUAAUCGCAGUAUGUAACACAUUUUCAUAUUCAAGAAUAUCUUGAUGCUGCCUUCAGACAUUUGGUGGUGGUGGAAAACUUUUUUCACCAAACAUAUUUAUUUAUAUCUCUUACAUGUUCUGUACAUCGAUUCACAUUUAACGCAGCAACAAACAAACUGAAUUGAAUCCCAUGUGUCACAAUAAAUGUAAUGUACGUUCUUUUGAAUACGAAUACGUUUGUAUAAGAAAGGUAAAUAUUAGUUAUAAUAAUAAGACAAAAGUAAAAUUAAAUAUUUUACGUUUUUAAAGAAAAAUUAUACCACCUCAUUUUUAAUACCACAUAUACGCUGAUUAUUAUAUCUGAUGUUUGAGACAACAGUUCUAAAUUGAGGUGUGACAACUUGAA